GUAAGUGGUAACAACAAUUUCGUGAUAAAACCACCGCGUCGUGACGUGAAUUUUGAAUAUGUGGACUUUUUAGUUGAUAUUUUUAUAUUUUAAACAGAUCGUUCAACUAUUGAGGUUUUUAAAUCAUAAAAUUAUAACUGAAAUGGCGUCGAUCACUGUCAAUAGAUUAUUAAGCGGAACGAUCAAACUGGUGUGCAACAGCGAUUAGUAAUCAAGUUUUUGAAUUUCUAACGAUGAAUAGAAGUACGAUUUGUCUGUUCGAUGUCGACGGUACAGUCACAGAUCCUAGACAGCCAAUAGAUCCAUCUGUGAGGUCGUUCAUGGUCGACGAGCUCAAGAAAAAAACACUCAUUGGGUUGGUGAGUGGUUCAGAUAUAUCAAAGAUAGAAGAACAGCUUGGAGGCCCAGAAUACACAGCUCAAUUUGACUAUGUAUUCGCAGAAAACGGCCUAGUUGCGUUCAAGAAUGGCGAAGAGUUAAAAAAGCAAACAAUUGUUGAUUAUUUGGGUGAAGAAAAACUGCAGACAUUUAUUAACUUUGCAUUGGGUUACAUGUCAAAAAUACAAUUGCCAGUGAAACGUGGAAAUUUUGUAGAAUUUAGAACUGGCAUGAUCAAUAUCAGUCCUGUUGGUCGGUCAUGCUCAAAAAUUGAACGUGACAAUUUUGAAGAGUAUGAUAAAGUUCAUAACAUUAGAAAGAAAUUCAUUGAAAGCAUUAAAGAAAACUUACCAGAUAUUGGUUUAACUUACAGUAUUGGUGGCCAAAUAAGUUUUGACUGUUUUCCUAUAGGAUGGGAUAAGAGAUUUUGUCUACGCUAUGUUGAGGACGAGUUUAAAGAAAACAUACAUUUUUUCGGGGAUAAAACAUUUGUCGGAGGAAACGAUCACGAAAUUUUCAAUGAUCCAAGAGUGAUUGGACAUACAGUUAUUAAUCCAAGAGACACCAUUUCGCAAUUAAACAAUCUGUUUAAUAAAUAAUAAUAAAAUUUAAAGCAUUAGAAAUAAUUUAUAUGUACACUUUAACUCUUAUGUAGGAGCAAAUAAAAAUAAAUAAAUAAAACAAAAAUUAUCACAACUGCAAUACAAAACAUAAGUCAAUAGUAAAUUUUAUACAAAUUUAACAAGUUGAUUGUUGAAUUCAUUCAUAAAUAUAGAUAGUUGAGAAAACGUUGGCCUUUCAUUAGGGGCUAAGGCCCAGCAGCAUGCCAUCACAGUGAACAGUUCAUCGGGACAGUUGACUGGCUGAGUUAAUCUAAAACCGUCUUGAAGGUAAGCCGACAUUUCAAAUGGAUCAAUGUCGGCAUAUGGUUGCUGGCAUAAAGUCAAGAGUUCCCAAAGUAGGACCCCAAA
Messenger RNA from Acyrthosiphon pisum (pea aphid), 1349 nucleotides. RefSeq names its product phosphomannomutase (gene Pmm2). Gene Ontology annotation, molecular function: phosphomannomutase activity. The coding region runs from base 234 to 977 and encodes 247 amino acids. NCBI's taxonomy places the organism in Eukaryota, Metazoa, Arthropoda, Insecta, Hemiptera, Aphididae. The transcript has 6 exons. The record is from RefSeq and is a predicted model, not a curated record. Gene Ontology annotation, biological process: GDP-mannose biosynthetic process; mannose metabolic process; protein N-linked glycosylation. Gene Ontology annotation, cellular component: cytosol.